This is a messenger RNA of Cicer arietinum (chickpea), 1311 nucleotides long. RefSeq lists its product as uncharacterized. Gene Ontology annotation, biological process: rRNA processing; negative regulation of transcription by RNA polymerase II. The record is from RefSeq and is a predicted model, not a curated record. Gene Ontology annotation, molecular function: zinc ion binding; DNA binding. Lineage: Eukaryota; Viridiplantae; Streptophyta; Magnoliopsida; Fabales; Fabaceae. Gene Ontology annotation, cellular component: nucleolus.
CGAGUAAUGAUUCACAAGAAAAGAUAAAAUAGUUAGGCCAUAUGAACGGAAAACCCUAGCGAGUCCCGAAAGCUUAAACCCCAAAUCAGGUUAACGCUAGCUGCAGAACAGAGAGCUAUCGUUCUACAUUUUUGUUCAAGCAUAUCAACGCAACAACCUUCAAACUUAGAAGUCAUGGUUUGGUUUCAAUGCGAAGAUUGCGGUGACAAUCUCAAAAAACCCAAGUUGCCCAAUCACUUCCGAACUUGCUCCGCCAACAAGCUUUCGUGCAUUGACUGUGGCCAAAUGUUUGGUCGAGACACCGUUCAGAAUCACACUCAAUGUAUUACCGAAGCGGAAAAGUAUGGUCCAAAAGGCCAAGGCAAAACUUUGAAUGCUGCAGCUGCCAAGCCUGUCAAAGAUGGGAAGCAAAGGCCAGAAGUUGAUAUUAAUGUGGGUUUAUCUGAACGGCCUCCUUGGUUCUGUAGUCUCUGCAAUACAAAAGCUACAAGUAAGCAAGCGCUUCUUCUCCAUGCUGAUGGAAAGAAACACAGGGCAAAAGCCCGAGCAUUCCAUGCUUCGCAGCAACAACCAGUUCAGACCAAUAAUUCUGCCCCUGAUGCAAAGAGUGCAGUGGAGAUCGCUUCUAAUGGUACGACAAGCAAUGACAAAAAUGUGGAGCUUCCGAAAUCGCAAGAGUCUUCUGAACAAAAUAAUUUGAAACCAGGGAACGAAGAUUCAUCAGAGAAUAAAAAGAGGAAAGUUGAAGCAUUAGAGGGUGACCUUAUUAAAAAAUGCAAGAAUAGUACUUCUGUUAACGCGGAAAAUGGGGAAGUAAUUCAGGGAGAGAAGGCAGGAGAGAAGAAGUUGAAGAAAGAAGAGAUAGUAGCACCUCACUGUACAAGUGCUGUCAACAGCAAAAUAAAAUGGAAGAAGUUUAUCAAAACAGCCUUGAAAUCUCACCCUGAUGGAAUUUUGAAAAUGAAGAAACUGAGAAAAGUUGUCUUCAAAGCUCUGCAAGAAUCUGGUAUUGUAGUAAAUGAAAAUGAAUUAAGUGAGGCACUUGAGCAGCAGAUCAAUUCCAGCUCCAAAUUUGCAGUUGAGAACAAGUAUGUGCGAUUAGUGACCAAAGAUUGAACAUUGUUUGAGGUGUCAUGAUUAAGAGUUUACAAUUUUGUCUGCUAUUGUUUGAUAAACAUUCAUACUUCCAAAGUACCUCAGAAAUUUUUUGUGAACGUAUAAUUUUUAUAAUUUAUUUGCUUUGUGCAAAAUUCAGUUAUCAUCUUGUAGAAAAUAUUAUUUUCAUAACAUUGAAUAACAAUUAUCUAAUCA